Messenger RNA from Acaulospora morrowiae, 570 nucleotides. NCBI's taxonomy places the organism in Eukaryota, Fungi, Glomeromycota, Glomeromycetes, Diversisporales, Acaulosporaceae. The record is from the annotation of a GenBank genome assembly.
CUCGAGCGACUGGUCGUGGAGACCAUAUGUUUUGAUUUUCAUAUUUGGCCGCCACAUCAAUUGUUAAUGAAGUUUGUGAAGAAGUUGAAAGGAGAUAGAACUUUGGCACUUAAAGCGUAUAAAACGCUAAAUGAUUGUUACAAGACCACAAUUUGCCUAAGAUUUCCACCACAUGCGAUAGCGUCUGCAUCAAUAUUUUUGGCAGCGAAACUACUGCACAUGGAGAAUUUCCCGGAGAGCAAAGGGAGUUUACCUUGGUUUAACGUUUUCUUGUGCAGAAAGGAAGAUAUCGAGGAAAUAUGCAGACUUCUCUUGGAUCACUUCAUAGCAGAAACCUCGUCGAAUCAAGAUGAUCCAAUGUACCAAGAAUACGUGAGGUUGAGGAUCUCUUUGAAUUCAGCGUCCACCCUGCAAACGCAAGAGAAUUCAAAGGCUACGAACGGGGCUGAAGUGGUUCGUCCGCUCAUACAACCGAUUGAAGGGGAGCCGAAGCAUUAUACCAUUAGAUAUACGUUUGGUAGCAUGUCACCUCAACACAAGAUAAUUGAAGAAACAAACGGAAUCAAAUAA